Molecule: messenger RNA, 2781 nt
Organism: Closterium sp. Naga37s-1
Lineage: Eukaryota; Viridiplantae; Streptophyta; Zygnematophyceae; Desmidiales; Closteriaceae
Source: the annotation of a GenBank genome assembly
AUGAAGCGCGUCGCGUUUCUACUUCUGUUGCACACAUGUCUACUACUAGCUUCACAUCGCAUCGCUGAAGCAGCGUCGUGCCCCGCAAACGUGGUGUGUCCGACGGGCGCGACGUGCGCGGUGGACGGCAGCGGCUACCCCUACUGCAAGUGCGCGGCGGGGCAGGCCAUCAUCAACGGCGUGUGCGCGCCGGCCGCCAGCUGGGCGGAGGUCGGCACCAACGUCGUUCUGUACAACCGCGCCUCGUACGCCAACUCCCCGAAAUCACUCGCGCCGGCGGUGCUGCGCGGCGCGGCGCCGAACACGAGCGCGUGCGUGAACCUGCCGGGUUCAUUCAACGGCACGAUAGGAUCGCUGCGCAUCAUGUGGAACGUGAACGACGGCGUGGCGGACCAUCUGGUGUGCGGCAAGCUCUUCUUCUGGGACCAACCCAACUGCUGCUGCUCCGGGUCGGGCUAUGAGAUUCCCGGCACGUGGACCGCCGCCAACCCCAACACCUUCACCUACGCCACCUUCAGCGCCUCGUCGACGAGCGGCAUCAUCGCUACCGCGAGGUCCAUCUCGUGUCAGUCCGCCAUCGCCACCAACACGUACCCGUGCGCCUCGAAGACGUGCCCGGUUAACUCCUCGUGCUCCGUGGUCAACGCUGCCGCCGUGUGCACGUGCAGCGCUGGAUUGACAAUGGUCAACGGGCAAUGCGUUGUACCCAACCCGUGCACGGGGUACACCUGUCCUGCCAACUCAGCAUGCUCCAACGUCAAUGGCGUCGCCACGUGCACGUGCAGUGCUGGUUACCAGAUGGUCAACGGCCAGUGCGUUGUGCCCAACCCAUGCACGGGGUACACCUGUCCCGCCAACUCAGCAUGCUCCAACGUUAAUGGCGUCGCCACAUGCACGUGCAAUUCGGGUUACCAGAUGGUCAACGGCCAGUGCAUUGUGCCGGACCCCUGUGCGACGGCCAACUGUCCGCUUAACUCGGUGUGCUCCAACGUCAACGGCGUCGCCACGUGCACGUGCUCUGCGGGCUUCCAGAUGGUCAACGGCCAGUGCGCCGCGCUGCCCCCAGCGGACCCGUGUGCGAGCACCACGUGUCAGGCCAACGCCAACUGCUCCGUGGUCAACGGCGCCGCCACCUGCACGUGCCUGCCCGGCUUUGACCCGGUCAACGGCGCCUGCGUAGCGCCCGACCCAUGCGCGGGAUUCUCGUGUCCCGCCAACUCAGCAUGCUCCAACGUCAAUGGCGUUGCCACGUGCACAUGCUCUGCAGGCUACCAGAUGACAGCCGGCCAGUGCGUUGCAAUCACGGACCCCUGCACAACAACCACGUGUCCUGCCAAGGCCACGUGCAGCAGCGUGAAUGGAGUGGCCACGUGUGUGUGCGCCGUGGGCUACACCCUCGUCUCUGGCGCCUGCCAGCCGGCCGCGCCGUGCUCGCUGGUGACAUGCCCGGGUAACUGCACGUGCUCCUCCGCCAAUGGCGUCGCCAAGUGUGACUGCCCCGACCUGUGCUACGGGGUGAAGUGUCCCGACGUCUCCAAGUGCACCUACAUGCUCGGCGCGCCCGUCUGCACGUGCCCUGCGCCCUACACGCGCCUCAUCGACAACAAGUGCUCCAACGCAACGUUGGCCUUUUCGGACUAUCUGGACAACCAGAAUGCCGCCAGGGCCGCAGUGGGCGCCAUCCCCCUCGUCUGGAACGCCUCCCUGGCGGCGGAGGCACAGGCGUGGGCGACAACGCUGACCAACAGCACGUACAACUGCGGGCUGUCGCACGGCGGCAACCCCGGCGAGGGGCAGAACCUCUCGGGGGGCGGGCCGGCCGGCUAUUACUCGAACGGGGCGGCGGUGAGCUGGUGGGUGGGCGAGGGCGACCUCUACUCGUACGCCGUUUUCUCCGGGGGCUGCAGCACCGGCAACUGGGCUGACUGCGGCCACUACACCCAGGUCAUCUGGAACAACACGCGCACCGUCGGCUGUGGCAAGGCGUCAUGCGGCACGAAAGCAGAUGUGUGGGCGUGCAACUACUACCCGCCCGGCAACUAUGGCGGCCAGCUGCCCUAUGUGCAAGACCCGUGCUACCGGGUGGCAUGCCCGUCCACGGCCACAUGCACGGUGCGGUACGGGCAGCCCAUGUGUGUGUGUGGGGCGGGGCAGGUGCUCGUCAACAAUGCCACGUGCCAGCCCGACCCCUGCACCAGCGGCACCACCACGUGCCCCGGCAACCUCGUGUGUGACGGCUCCUCCGGUACCGCCCAGUGCGCCUGCCCCACCGGCCUCGUGCCUGUCACCAACGACUCUUGCGUCCCGCCGGCGUGUGUGGGGGCGGUGUGUCCGGCGCAGGCGACAUGUGCGGUGGACGGGAGUGGGUACCCGUUCUGCCAGUGCCCCACGGGGUGGUACAUGGGCAGCAACGUGUGUGUGCAGGGCACGCCCGCAGCUGUGGCAGCCACGAGCCUGGCCAUCUACAACACGGCGUCCUACACCAGCACGGCGCCCGCGCUGGGCCCCACGCUCGUGCGCACGGGGCUGCCCGUCAACUCGUCGCGCGCCAGCUGUGUGGACAUCCCCGGCGGCAUUGCAGCGGCGUCGCUGCGCGUGCUGUGGAACGUGCCGGACAGCACGGGGGCGCCCAAGCAGUCGUGCGGGCUGCUGUGGUUCUGGACCAGCGCCUCCUGCUACGGCUCCGCCACCGGCUACUACCGCCCCGCCGGCGACGUCACCAACUUCGCCACUACAUCGGGCAACGUAGCCUUAGUGAAGGCAGUUGCCUGCGCCAUCUGA